AUGAAUCUCAUGUGGAGCGUCGCGCUUGCGUUCGCAACCUUGGCAACGCCUGGCUGCGCUGUGGUGGACAAAUGGGAAGAUGUGGGCUUUGGUCUUACCCAUAUAGCGAGUUCCUCGAAGCUCGUGGUCAGCAACAUGGAAACUGGUUGCUCCAUUUUCAUGACGACCAUAGAGCUGACUUGCAAAGACAGCAACCCGAUGGGCAAUCCGCCAUCCAAUGCUUUUCACACUGUGGUGAAUUGCCUGAACAUGGAUCCGACCAAAGCCAGUCGUGUGAAGAUCAAAGGAAGUGACUCCUGUGGGAAGCUGACCUCCACUCAAUACUUUGCGGCUGACGAUUCCGUAAGCAUGGGAAGCGGAAGUGUUGAGAUUAAGCCGGGACAAGUGGCGAACCUCACGUGUGUUCUCCUGCCCUUCCCCAUUGGAAACUCCGCCGAAAAGCGACCCGGAGAAGAUAACUUCGCCACGUCCAACGACGUUAAACUGGACUUUGCAGCCCAACACUUUGAUAAGGAGACGAAACGCUUGGAGGGUGGCAGCCAGUCGGUGUCCAUUGGAACGGUGAAGUUUUUGCAAGAUCCGGAAAAGGUGACUUCUUCAAGCUGCAGUACGGCAGUGGAUAAACUCUUCGAUUGGAAGUUGAGUCUCACGAAUUCCAAUCAGAAUGUGCACACUUUCCUGUGGAGCAGCCAAAACGGAGAACCAUCUUCCUUGGUGGUGGCUAACCUCAAGACCUUGCCCACGAAGUUCACCACUUCCAUGAAGGACCUGGGCUUCUAUGAUCUCCAGCCAUCCAUACAUGGAGCGAUCUGCGGCAAGUCGGCGACGAAUUUCGGAGACAAGGUCAAACUCCAGGUGGAGAAGUUGCCAAAGGAUUCCAAAGUUCCGGAGAAGCAUGAGGAGGUGGUGAAGAUGAUGGUGGAUGCAACGCAGCUUCCCACAUGCAGCGAGCUGGAGGUGGAGGUCAUGUAUACGUUCCCCGGGCAGGAUGCAAGAUACGUCAAGUUCCUCCUGCCUGUAGACAAUCCAAAUGUGCCAGAUGACCAACCACAGGUGCUCUACCUUGAGACAUCCAGAAAGAUCGAUCGACGAACAGAAAAAAGCUGCGAUGCGGAUCCACGUUGUCCCGCUGUGGAUCCCAUCCGCCGAGGCAUCACGGCCUUCCAAAUGGGUGGCCUCGACCAAGCCCUGCGGCUCUUUGGGGAGUGGAUCGACUCGCACAAGGUGGAAGAAUCCCCGGCCGAGCUGCCGGCCGAGGAGGAGGAACAUGAGGAAGUGGCACCAGAAACGCACCGAGACUCGCUACGAGACACCGUCGGCGGGGUCAGUCGGGCCACCGGCUUGUUUGACUCGCGGCUCAGUGGUCGAGAGACUCGAGAGAUGCGUCACACUGUCCUAGAGGAGUUGCACUCAGAGGAAGAGUCCGAGCGGCCGAAUUUGAUUGCGCCCAGUGGAGCCCCGGACGACUUCAGAUUGGAAGACUGGGAGCUGGAAGUGGUACAGGUCAUUGAUGAAUCAGGCGGGAGUCAAAGUAAAAAACAGUUGCAAACAAGCGACUUGCAACGCCUCCAACAAGGAAGUUGCAAACAGUUGCAAACCCUCCAGGAUCCGUACUACUUCUCUCACGUGGGUGAUAUCAACGAAAUCUUGAGUAUCAGAAGUGCUGAAUCUGCCAUACUCAUACUGAAGAAGCGUUACUUCGUGCUGCGGCAGCAGGACAUCGCCAUGGACUUGGCCCACUCCGCCCGCAGCGCCGCCGAGCUGCGCCGCGAUUUGGAUCGCUGCCCCGAACUCUGGGACCUUUUCAGAGCCAAGUUCGAUUGCAUGAAGUACAACGGCAAGGUGCCGCUGCAAGACUUGGAUCUCUACUUUUGCACGUUGGUCUAUGGUAGCAAACAGGCCUUCACCUCCAUCCACGCCCUCUGGGACAAAUUUGAAGUGGGCGAGAAGGGCUACAUGACCAAGGAUGAGUGGUACAACCUCUGCACUCGCGUUCAGACCAAGUUACCCAAGCACGCGCAGCUGGACAUUUGGAAUCUCUUGGCCUGGCGUGACAAGGUGCACCUGCAUAAACCGGACUUCGUGGCGGGAUGGCACGUGCACGACUUGGAGCUUCGUGAUGCACACGUGAAGAGCAUUGCAGGGAACUUGCAAUUGGAGUACUACGGGAUCAAAGUGGAGGAACUGCAAGAACGAAUGAGGAUGCGGCUUGCGGAAGAUUCGCAGGUUUCGGGAUCCCACAGUCGGUCCAAGGACACCUUGGUGGCUCUUCCCAUGGGCGAUGGAGAACGCUGGAUGAAAUCCGACCAAAGUCAGGCCGGCCGUGGAAAGAAACGUCAGCGCGAAGAGGCUGAAGCAUCGCAGCCAGAGUCGGUGGAGGAGGGCAUCAUGAAGGGUCGAUAUGAGUCCUUGAAGACAUUGGUGGGACGCUGCUUUGCGAAGCAACGCCUGCCUUCCAUUGGACGGAUGGAUCUGCUCGCCAUGGUGAACGGCGACUUGGCGCCGGGCGAGCCCGACUUCACGGAAGCCGAGCUGGAUGCGGGGCUCGCAAAGAUGGAGUCUGCCAACAAGAUCAUGAUCGAUGAAACCGGCGAUGAGGUGAUUUUUGUGGGUUGAGCCGUGGUUCGAGGUGGCAGGUAGCGUCGCACUCCCUGGGAGUGAGUGCAGCGCUGUUUCACCUGCGGACGUGUUUUUUUUUGGCGCGAGUUGUGAUGUCGAUGAUGCUACACUCAACAUGAUGAUGGGG
This is a messenger RNA of Cladocopium goreaui, 2746 nucleotides long. Lineage: Eukaryota; Dinophyceae; Suessiales; Symbiodiniaceae. The record is from the annotation of a GenBank genome assembly.